Molecule: messenger RNA, 2796 nt
Organism: Amphibalanus amphitrite
Lineage: Eukaryota; Metazoa; Arthropoda; Thecostraca; Balanomorpha; Balanidae
Product: di-N-acetylchitobiase-like
Exons: 8
Coding region: 237-1622 (461 amino acids)
Biological process (GO): carbohydrate metabolic process; chitin catabolic process
Cellular component (GO): extracellular region
Molecular function (GO): chitinase activity; chitin binding
Source: RefSeq, a predicted model, not a curated record
CAGCCUUCCUUCACCAGGGAAGAAAUCAUCCAGGCAAUGCGUGAUGCCGAUGCCCUCUCCUAUACUGGUGCCCGUGGAAACUCUUCCCAUGGCAGAUUCCUGAUUUCCCAAACCUUUGAACAGAUCCCAGCAGGCAAUGUCCUCAACAAAACAGAAAGCCUGGAAAGUCUGGUGGUAGAAAGGAACAAGAAGGCUGCUGGUCCCUUGACUCGUCAGGCUGCCCUAAAGAACCGACCAUGCUGGACCGCCGAGUGUGCGCCGGACCGGCGGCCCUGCUGCUGCUGCUGGCGGUCACCCUGGCCGGCCCGCGACCGGCAGCGUCAGCCGUGUUCUUCUUCAGCCGCGACGAGGUGACCCCGGCGCCGCCGCCGACACCCACCACGGCGCCCUGCGUGUGCUCGCUGGCCGACUGGUGCCGGCCCCUGUUCAAACCCAAAACUGAGGUCAACGAGGUAUUUGCGUUCGUCCUGAACACAACCCAGUCGACGUGGCUGACGUUCGACUGGAAGAAGCUCACAACGAUCGUGCUGUUUGACUUUAUCGACGCUGAGCUGGUCUGCCACGCUCACCAAAACAACGUGCGAGUCCUCCACAACGCCAACUUCCUGAAGGCGAAUGUCACGAACGCCACGUACCGGGCCCAGUGGGUGGCCGAGCACGUCAACUACACACGCUUCCACUACCUGGACGGCAUCAACGUCGACUUCGAGGACCCGAUGGACGCCAAGGAGCCGGCCCGGCAGGCCUUCGUGCAACUGAUGAACGACACGCGCAAGGCACUGCAGGAUUACAACGUGAUGACGGUGCUCAGCGUGGACGUGCCCUGGUCGCCGGACUGCAUCGACGGCCGCUGCUACGACUUCGUCGGCCUCCAGCGGCACGCCGACAUGUUCUUCGUCAUGGGCUAUGACCUGCGCAGCCAGGUGCACAGCGACGACUGCAUCGCUGGAGCAAACGCACCCCUGAACCAGACUCUGGCCGGCGUCAGGAAGUACCUUCAGCUGAACAUCACUGCCAACAAGCUGGUGCUGGGCGUGCCGUGGUACGGCUACGACUAUCCCUGCCUGAACGUCACCAACAACGGCACCCGGUGCUCCAUCGAGCGCGUGCCCUUCCGCAAGGUGAGCUGCAGCGACGCUGCGGGCACUGAGCGGCCCUUCAGCCGACUGGCCGUGUGGAGCAAGUACGCACUGGAGAGGUUCUGGUCCAACGCCUCGCAGUCCCCCUACUUCAAUGUCAAGUUCGAGAACUGGAACAUGACGCACCAGGUGUGGUUCGACAACUCGACCAGCCUGACGUACAAGUACAUGGGCGCCGCCAGCCUGAAGCUGCGCGGCGUCGGCAUGUGGGCGGCCAACUUCCUGGCGGCGGGCGACUCGGCCGAGGACCGGGCGCAGCGAGACGAGAUGUGGGGCGCGCUGCCCAGCUGGGACUGGCAGAGCUCGGAGCGACACCGCGGCGGCAGCGCGGCCGGCUCCCCGCAGCGACUCGAGUACAGAGAGAAGAAGACCGACCUCCACAGGAACGUCGAGCUGAGACUGCUGAAUAACGUCGCAACGAAUCGGCUCGGAAAGUCGCCCGGGAAGACUGACUGGAAGGGUCCGAUGAUCAAGGUCAAGUGAUCAGGAAGGUCGGCCCGAAGGGAGCUGGGGUAACGCAGAGGGGUCGAUUGGGGAAGGAGGGGACAGGGGUGCGUGAGAAGGCGGAGGAAGGGAGGCAGGGAAGAUGAGAGAACGUGUGGGAACACUCCACGCUACACGAAACUUGGGCCAAUAAAACGAAUUAAUAAGAGAUCUUGCCGCUCAGGUUAAACGAAUACGGAGCAUAUGUAGCAACAGUGAAAAAGACAUUAAAACGGCAGGAAACGUCUGCAUUCUUCGGAAGCGAAGACAGCUUACCCAUCGGCCAUCCAGGACCGGGCCAUCUAUGUGACAUGAAAUGCGUUUCAAGGGACGACGUAAAAUCGGGUUUCACUAAUUACUGUAUGAGCCAUUACCGUUUUAUUGAGUUUCCUCAUUCCACCGCAUCCAUGGUUUGAACGAUUGGCGACAAAAGCAUUGGAGUUUGUGGAUUGAGGACCUAAACAUUUACGCUGUACAUGUAACUGAGCUUGCGAAUGGCUGUUUCAAAGGACGAUGGCUGUAGUGAUUGACCCGGGGCCAUUGCUAGUUUUGCAUUGCAAACUGCAAUGGUGUAGCACGAAAGACAGCCUGUGCGUAACCGAGUGUUUUAAGCUUGAGGACAGACCUGCACUCUUCUAGUUAGUUCGGCUACUGCUGUAGAUAUGUGCAUAAUGUAAUGUCAGUAGGUCAGUAGUAAUUUCAUUAGACGAUUCAGUGUAGGUAUUAGGUAGCGGCAGAUGUCCUCGCAUGUCCAUGACUCUAUUGACCAAUGCCAAAAUACACCCUUAGUAAAUAAACGUUGAUUAGAUCAGAAUAGGUGCAACUUUGUACUGUGCUUAUCCAGCGUCGGCGUGGUGUGCCAGGAUAUUUUGCAAGCGAUUUGCGUCUAAUAUUGAGAAACGUUUAUAACAUGGUCAGGCAUGCACAAGUGAAAUGGAAUGUCCGAUGAGUUUUGCCGGUGCGCCAGCUCUGGGCAUUCAGCGACGCUGAAUACCACUCGCAACGAACGGGAGAUAAGAGCUCUGGGGAUUACUUGGACAGGGCAGCGGUAACUGUGACUAGAGCUGCCCCUACAUCCUAACUGCUGCAGGAUUACGCGCUGUGACCGCGCUGAAUAAAACCGUGAUGGAACGUCGUCAGAUGAUGCUAAAAUAAAUAUGGCAUUUAAAUAUAA